Lindgomyces ingoldianus is the source of this 1450-nucleotide messenger RNA. RefSeq names its product NAD(P)-binding protein. The coding region runs from base 110 to 1450 and encodes 446 amino acids. The record is from RefSeq and is a predicted model, not a curated record. Lineage: Eukaryota; Fungi; Ascomycota; Dothideomycetes; Pleosporales; Lindgomycetaceae. The transcript has 3 exons.
UCCGACCGGAAUCUAACGCUCGCAACGACGCCCUCGGUUGUGAAUACCUGCCAUUCGAUCGGCUUACUAUUAUAAUAUCGAUACACUUAUAUACGGGACGUACUUAGAAAUGCCCUGGUAUUUUAUGGAACGACAACCUGAAGCGGCGAGGAAAGAGUAUCCGGGAGCAUCAACACCGAUGGCGGGUACCUCAGACGCAAUAAUGGGGUCUAUGCCCGAAUUCAAUGCUUCGAAGCGAUAUAUUCUGAUUACAGGAGCCGGCGGGUUUAUUGGCCAGGAACUUACUAUCGCUUUGCUAUCUGCUGCACCUGAUAUCGAGCUCGUGCUGGCCGAUGUGUUUAAACCUCCACUCCCACUUUCAAAAAACAACACCACAAAUACAGAGACGGACACCUCCCGCGUCCACUGCAUCGAAGCCGACCUAACUAGACCCCCCAUCGUUGCCACCCUUCUCAACAGCAAAAAAUGGCAUGCCUGCUACCUCCUCCACGGCAUAAUGUCCAGUGGCUCCGAAACAAACCUCGAAUUCGGACUUGCAGUCAACAUCGACUCUCACCGUUUAAUCCUCGACUUUCUCCGCCGACACCAACCCGGCGUCAUUGUUGUAUUCCCUUCAUCACUUGCAGUUUACGGCCCGCCGGAAGGGACUGAGGUUGUUUCGGAACGAACGAUUGCGUUACCGCAGUCAAGCUAUGGAGCCGAGAAAUUGGUGAUUGAGACGCUCGUGAAUGAUUAUUCGCGCAGAGGGUUGAUUGAUGGGAGGGUGGUGCGGUUGCCAACGGUGAUUGUGAGACCGGGGAGGCCGUCAGCGGCAGCGUCGAGUUUUGCUUCCAGUAUAGUGCGUGAGCCACUACGCGGCGAGAAGAGCCUGCUUCCUGUAAGUCGGAGCCUGGAGAUGUGGGUUUGUUCGCCGGAAACCGUGGUUAGGAAUUUAGUGGCUGUGAAAGAUGUGCCGAAAGACAGGUUUGGGAGAAAUAAGGGUCGGGUUGUGAAUUUACCGGGACAGACAGUGAAAGUGGGGGAGAUUUUGGAGGCGCUAGAAGAGGUUGGGGGAAAGGAGGCGGUGGGGUUGGUGGAGGAGAAGGUGGAUCCGAGGGUGGAGGAUAUUGUUGCGAGCUGGCCAUCUAGGUUUGAUGUCUCUGUGGCAAAGGGGUUGGGGAUGGUGGAGGAUGUUAGUUUGACAGAAGUGCUUUAUUGGGCGUGCCAAAAGUCUGAUGAUUGUUGGCCUAAAAUGAUGCACGGCAUGUUGAAAACGACGAUAAUUUUAGAUAGAUCCACACGGUAUACAUCGAUGCCCUCUAAGCCGCCCAAGCAGAAUCCUCUCCUUCUAAACCCUCCUAUUUAUCUAUGCCUUCUCAUUUUACUCCUUUUCAGAGACGUGUGGAGCGGGCACCGUGUUCAAUCCAUUCUGAAUAUCGCCUCUAGAAUUAGCGACUCCUUCACGCCAUGA